CAUGCGCGGUUGGUGUCACUUCCUACACUGUCCGUGCUCCUUUUCUCGGCUAGUCUCUUCUUACCAGCGGCUUUUGGCUUCCACACGUGUAGUCUUUUCUCCUUUCCUAUGUGAAUCUCGCUCUCCUGAAUCCGCGUGUGUGAAGACGGAGAAACCGGCAAGGAUGGGGGCUUAUCUGUCGCAACCGAACACGACCAAGACCUCCUCAGAUGGCGGCAACAGCACCAUGAGCUACGGCUUCUCCGCUAUGCAGGGCUGGCGGGUUUCCAUGGAGGAUGCUCACAAUUGUAUCCCAGAGUUUGACGAGGACACCGCCAUGUUUUCUGUGUAUGAUGGACAUGGAGGAGAAGAGGUAGCUCUUUACUGUUCAAAAUACCUUCCUGAUAUCAUCAAGGAGCAGAAGAACUACAAAGAUGGCAAACUACAGAAGGCGCUGGAGGAUGCCUUCUUGGCCAUCGACUGCAGAAUCACCACAGAGGACGUCAUUAAAGAGCUGGUGCAGAUCGCCGGGCGUCCCAUAGAGGAGCUAUCCGCUAAAAAAGUGGCAGACGAGGAUGAUGUGGACACAGAGGAGGCAGCUUUACUCCACGAGGAGGCCACCAUGACCAUCGAGGAGCUGCUUGUCCGCUACGGACAGAAUAAGAAUGCUAGCAAGCAAGCUGCUGCUAGCAGCACGUCCGCAAAGAAGGCAUCAGGCCAGUCUCCGAAGGCCUCUGGACACAAGGGGGAAGGUGAAGAAGGACCAAAGAAGGAGGAGGCUGUGAACGGUGAGGUGGAGGAGGAGAGCAACGGGAUGGAGAAGGACGGCGACGAAGCGACAUGCACCAAGCUGCGGGCGUGUCGCAGAAUGGUCAGCGAUGAAGGCUGCGGUGCAGCAGCCGACAGCUCAGGAAGCUCCAAUGGAGAAGAAAAGGCCGCUAAAACUGAGGUAGACGCUGGCCCCUCAUGUUCUUCGUCCUCCAAAACUGAAGGCGAUUCCAAGUCCAGAUUCUUCGAUGACAGUGAGGAGUCUGAGAGGGAAGGGGAAGACGAAGAGGAGGAGGACGAGGAAGAGGGCAGUGAUGAAGAGGAUGGCAGUGAAGAGGGGGAGGAGGCUGACAGCAGUGAGCUAGAAGAGGAAGAUACUGAAGAGGGCGAGGAGGAUUCUGAUGAUGAAGAUGUGGAGGAAAUGAGUCUCCCUGGGAUAGACGGCAAGGAGGAGCCGGGCUCAGACAGUGGCACCACUGCUGUUGUGGCUCUGAUCCGAGGGAAGCUGCUGAUUGUUGCAAACGCCGGAGACUCUCGCUGCGUGGUCUCUGAGCGAGGUAAAGCUGUGGACAUGUCUUAUGACCACAAGCCUGAGGAUGAGCUGGAACUGUCUCGCAUUAAGAAGGCUGGAGGCAAAGUAACAAUGGACGGACGGGUCAACGGUGGACUGAACCUCUCCAGAGCCAUUGGUGAUCAUUUCUACAAGAGGAACAAGGUUUUACCCCCAGAGGAGCAGAUGAUUUCGGCCAUGCCCGACGUGAAGGUUCUGACCCUCAACGAUGAACAUGACUUCAUGGUCAUCGCCUGCGACGGCAUCUGGAAUGUGUUGAGCAGUCAGGAGGUGGUCGAUUUCAUCAGCAAGAGGAUCAAACCAGACCAGAACGGCAUUGCCAGACCUCUUUCGUCCAUUGUGGAGGAGCUGUUGGACCAUUGUUUGGCCCCAGACACAUCUGGAGAUGGGACAGGAUGCGACAACAUGACCUGCAUGAUCGUCACCUUCCGACCACACUCCUGCCUCGCUCAGACCCUGUCAGACGACACGAAGAAGAGGAAGCAUCCUGAGGAGGAGGGCGAGGAAAAGGAAAAGGCGGCCGACGGGGGCGCCGAGCCCGAGAAAAACGGGAGCGACAGCAAAAAGCCCAAAAGUGACCAAAGCUAAGGAGGAACUGUUGGGGCGCAGAGCAGCUGGUCACCAGAAAUGAAGUCCUGAGCUCACGCGACGCUCUCUUCACACUGAAACAGAAUGUGUUCUGUUUUUGGUGGAUCCUUACUUUCAACUCACCCAAUUCAGUUGUUUCUGUCCUUCACUCCCAUUGGAAAGACCGCCGCCGUUCACUGGCAUUUAGAGCAUCUCGUCUUUUCCCAAGCUACAUUUGUAGCACGCUUUUGGUUGAUUCCUGCCCCCUUUUAUCUACCUGGGUUUUGUACACUUUAGUUUUCUUGGAAGCGUGAUCUUACUUCUUGUUUCUGUUCACAACUUUUAAUUUUCUCCAACACCUGCACGAUGCUCCUCGGCUGUUACACAGCGGUCAACGCCUCUGCCAAGUGCCAUAAAAGUUGCGAUAUGUAUCUAUUUGUACAUCUUUAGACUGUCUGGAGGCAGAGGGCAGAGGCCAUGUUUGCUCUCACAGGCAGUGAUGAGACCAAGUGCGUGUUUUGAGUUCAGUGCCGCAUUGGAUACGUUUUCUUCCGUGUACAUCAACGUUACUCUGCCCCUGCCCCCCUCUUUUUUUCGUCUUCAUUGUUUAAAUGUCUAAUGCAGCUUAAUUGCCAGAAUUUCUGGAAGUAAAAAAAUAUUUUAUAUCGCCCCAAACCUUCGACUUUCAUCCAGAGACAUACAUUACACAAUACUGUUUUCCAAAAUAUUUUUUUUAGAUUAGGAUUUAUUUGAAGUAAAGACAAUUUUUACCUUCAUAGCGGUAUUUCUUUCUAAGAUCUUUGUGAUCUGUGGAGACAGCACCAAGUUGGUUUUUGAGUGGUACGAUUUGAUUUCAAGAGUUUAGAAUUUGUUAGUUAUUUCUCCACUCAUUGUGACUGUAAGCUUGGUUACUCCUGUACAUAGUUUCCCCCACUUCCAGUCCUUGUACAUGAAGAUAAAAGGUCGUUUUUCUUUGUAAUUGUAAGUCAAUGUAACAUUUUCGGUGCAUUCUCUUGACACCAGUAUGUAAGUACGUUCAAAUAAAACAUUUUUUAAAUAA
Phycodurus eques (leafy seadragon) is the source of this 2945-nucleotide messenger RNA. It is a transcript of the gene ppm1g, whose product is annotated as protein phosphatase, Mg2+/Mn2+ dependent, 1G. Gene Ontology annotation, cellular component: nucleoplasm. The record is from RefSeq and is a predicted model, not a curated record. The transcript has 14 exons. Bases 2 to 1906 code for a protein of 634 amino acids. Gene Ontology annotation, biological process: protein dephosphorylation. Gene Ontology annotation, molecular function: protein serine/threonine phosphatase activity; cation binding. NCBI's taxonomy places the organism in Eukaryota, Metazoa, Chordata, Actinopteri, Syngnathiformes, Syngnathidae.